Molecule: messenger RNA, 2970 nt
Organism: Physella acuta
Lineage: Eukaryota; Metazoa; Mollusca; Gastropoda; Physidae
Product: versican core protein
Source: RefSeq, a predicted model, not a curated record
CCUCGUUUCAGAUCCGGUUUCGCUUAUAAAAUACAAAGCAUACUGACAAAUUACGUUUCUUUCAAUUUACUUUGCUGAGAGUUAUAGUGUUUGUGGUACUAUGGAAUAAAUAAUAACAUCUUUGUUUAGCUCAUUAAACUUUAAUCUAAAUGUGAGUAGUUUGAUUUUGAUAACACUACUUUUAUGGAGUAUUGAAAUUGAAUUCACAUUUCAACAGACGUAACCUGCUUUCAAGUGACAUAGAAGCUCACUACAACAACGCUAAGGAGCAUGGGAAUCUUAAUUUAUUUGAUGUGCAGUCUAUGGAUCACGGCCACUUAUCAAAGGGACAUAAAUAUCUACAUGUGCCAAGGGUAUGGUUGGUUACAUUAUGCUGGACAGUGCUACAACCUACAAAUGACAGUAAAAAAAUCAUGGGAAGAAGCACAAACAUUUUGUUCUAAUAUUGGCGCCAACCUCGUCAGUCUUACAUCCAGAGAUGAAGUUGACUUCUUAAACGAACAGGGUAUAGAAAAUGUAUGGAUUGGUUUAUAUAAAACUGGGACGAAUGAAACAUGGAAGUGGGUAGAUAAGUCAGACGUGAAUCUCAAACUAUGGGACGUUGGUCAGCCUGGAAGUAUUGGAGAAGAUUGUGGAGUCGCUUAUUCAUUUGACAAGUGGCAUGAUUACCCCUGCUUUCAUCGUAAAUCAUUUGUGUGCAAGAAGACGGCCACAACAAAUCAUAUUGUCCAGUCUACGACAUAUAUGAGUCGUGUAACUACAAACACGAGGGCUGUGACAGCACCACGAAGUGAACUACCAACUUCAACAAAAACAUCAACCGCAACACUACCCAGUCCGACAACUACCACUAAGACAUCAGUCGCAACUCUACCCAGUCCAACAACUACCACCAAGACAUCAAAAGCAACACUACCAAGUCCAGCAUAUACAAGCAUAAGUCAAUCAGAAUGCCCAGGGUUAGACUGGUUAAAAUAUGGCGGAAAGUGCUACAACCUACAAACUUCUAAUAAAACAUGGCAAGAAGCACAAACAUUUUGUUCUAAUUUUAACGCCAACCUUGUCAGUCUCACUUCGAAAGAUGAAAUUGAUUUCUUAAAUAAACAAGGCAUAAAAUAUGUGUGGAUUGGUUUACACAAAUCUGGGACGAACGAUACGUGGAAGUGGGUUGAUAAGUCAGACGUGAAUCUCAAACUAUGGGACGUUGGACAGCCUGGAAGUAUUGGAGAAGACUGUGGAGUCGCUUAUUCAUUUGACAAGUGGCAUGAUUACCCCUGCUUUCAUCGUAAAUCAUUUGUGUGCAAGAAGACGGCCACAACAAAUCCUAUUGUCCGGUCUACGACAUCUCUUAGUUCUGCAACUACAAACACGAGAACUGUGACAACACCACGAAGUGAACUAGAAACUACAACUAAGACAUCAAUCGCAACACUACCCAGUCCAACAACUACCAUAAAGACAACAACAGCAACAAAACCAAGUACAGUAACUACUACUAAGACAUCAAUUGCAGCACAACCAAGGACAACAACUACUACUAAGACAUCAACCUCAACAAAACCAAGUACAGCAACUACUACUAAGACAACAACCUCAAUACUACCAAGUACAGCUACUACAAUUAAGUCAUCAACCUCAAAACUACCAAGUACAGCAACUACUACUAAGACAUCAACCUCAAUACUACCAAGUACAGCUACUACCAUUAAAUCAUCAACCUCAACACUACCAAGUACAGCAACGACUACUAAGAUAUCAAUCGCAGCACUACCAAGUACAACAACUACCACUAAGACAUCAAUUGCAGCACAACCAAGUACAGCAACUAAUACUAAGACAUCAACCUCAACACUAACAAGUACAGCAACUACCAUUAAGUCAUCAAUUGCAGCACAACCAAAUACAGCAACUACUACUAAGACAUCAACCUCAACACUACCAAGUACAGCAACUACCAUUAAGUCAUCAACCUCAACACUAUCAAGUACAACAACUACAUCACCAAGACCAGCUACAAACAUAAGCACUAUGACAACACCAUCCAUUCAAGCAGCAGCUGAUUUAUGUCCAAGCGCGGAUUGGGUUUAUUUUGCUGGCAGCUGCUACUACUUCGACGCGACAGAAAGAACUUGGAGAAAAUCUCAGAAAAUUUGCUCAAGGUUUGGGGCGAACCUCGUCAUCUUAGACUCACAAGAAGAGAUUGAUUUUCUUAACAGUAAGGGUUUUGGUUAUCUAUGGAUAGGUUUACAUAAACCCAAGUUUAGCGAUCGUUGGCAGUGGGUUGAUCAGUCAGCGAUGAAACUUGUCCGUUGGGAUUUCGACCAGCCUGGGAGAACGGGCGAAGACUGUGGCGUAGCUUAUUCAUUUGAUAAAUGGCACGACUAUUCCUGCCAGGCAGAGAAAAAAAUGCUUUGCGAAAAAGUUGUCUCUGCAGUCCCUAUUGAACAGAUUCCAGAUGUAGACGUUGGUGUUCCGACUAGCAAUGACGUAGCUGGAACUACCAACAACCACUUAUGCCCAAGCACGUAUUGGUUUUACUUUGCUGGCAGCUGCUAUUAUAAGGACGAGAAUAAGAGAACGUGGCAGGAAUCUCAGGAUAUUUGCUCGAGUUUCAGGGCGGACCUCGUCAUAUUAAACACACAAGAAGAGAUAAACUUUCUGAACCGUCAGGGUCUGAGUUAUGUGUGGAUAGGUUUAUAUUUACAGACAUAUAACGACUCAUGGAUGUGGGUUGAUAAGACUGCCAUGAAUCUCACACGAUGGGACGUUGAUCAGCCUGGUAGAAGUGGAGAAGAUUGUGUUGUUGCUCACACGUUUGAUAACUGGCACGAUUACAGCUGCUCAACAAAGAUGAACUUUGUGUGUGAGAGAGUUGUCUCCCCUGAUAGCCAGGCUACAUAUGUUGGCCUUGGUAUCCCCACCGGUAGAGACGUAGUAACAACCAUAAACGACCGUAGGUUUUCACAUUAA